AUGGCGCAGGCUGCUCGACUGGACAUCAUGAGCAUCGCCGCACUUGUGGCAUUCGCACUGACGUUGGGCGCCAGGACGACGUUUUGUGAAGGCAUUUCGUGCGGUCCCGGAUGGGAGGCGUUCAGCUCCAGCUGCUACAAGAAGAUGGUGGACCCCAACGGUUGGCUGGGGGCUCGUUUCCACUGCGUCCUGGAGGGCGGUGACCUGGUCUCCUUCAACUCCUCAGCCGAGGAAGACUUUGUGAAGGGCAAAAUGGGGGCCCGCUCGUUCUGGAUAGGACUCUCCAACCUGGAAUGCAACCACAAGUUGUGUCCUCAAGUGUCAGGCAAGGAGCUGAAAUGGUCCGACAACACGCUGCUGAACCACAGCAACUGGGCAACCGUUAAAGUCGCAAGCACCAAUUUGGAGUCCUGCGCGUACGUCCUCCCAAACGCUCAUAAGGAUUACCACCCUGGCAAGUGGAGAAAGGUCUCGUGCGAGUCCUCCCUGGCGUACAUGUGCAAACGCUCCCCCGACGGCUGCCAGGAGGGACAACCGUGCAACAAGACCGCCGGUUUGGCGCUCACUCCGGUGCAAACUUCUGCCUGUGACCCUGGCGACUUCCUCCGCGGCCAUUUCUGCUAUCGCUUUGAGAACACUAAGAAAACUUGGCAGGGGGCCGAGGAUGACUGCGUCCUAUGGGGAGGUCACCUGGCAAGUGUCCACUCACGGGAAGACGGCGAUUGGUUGAUCGCUCACAUGGAAGACAACUUUCAUGUGGGACUGAAGAAGAACAUCAAGAUGUUUGAGUGGCGUGACAAAACAGCUAUGGACCCAGCUCUGUGGUACCCGGGAUAUCCAUCCUCAGAUGAUUGUGGGAGAGUGUCACGGACUGGACAGGUCUACAACCACCAAUGCAAUUCCCUAAUCGUGUUCACCUGUCAAAAAGGUGUGGACGUCACGCACCGUCACCACCAGGCACAUUUAGUUUGUGCUCAUUUGCGCUCCUUCUCGCACCCUUGUAGCCCGGCGCAUUCGACCUCAGCAGCUCCCAGGCUGGAGUGACAAAUGCGGCUGGGAGUGGCUGGACAACCCCGCCAACGACUUCUGCUACCUGAUGCGAGGAAGCGGCCGCAAAACCUGGAAAGAGGCGCGCGACGACUGCAAGCUCUACGGAGCUGACCUGCUCGCCAUCACCGACUCCCAUGAGCAGGCUUU
Molecule: messenger RNA, 1197 nt
Organism: Syngnathus acus (greater pipefish)
Lineage: Eukaryota; Metazoa; Chordata; Actinopteri; Syngnathiformes; Syngnathidae
Product: C-type mannose receptor 2-like
Exons: 9
Coding region: 1-1044 (347 amino acids)
Molecular function (GO): signaling receptor activity
Source: RefSeq, a predicted model, not a curated record